Messenger RNA from Tuber aestivum (summer truffle), 723 nucleotides. NCBI's taxonomy places the organism in Eukaryota, Fungi, Ascomycota, Pezizomycetes, Pezizales, Tuberaceae. The record is from the annotation of a GenBank genome assembly.
GAGGUAUUAUCUUUUCCACCGACUACUCAAGAUGCGAAACAUCUUUUUCACAAAGCUAGGAAGAGAGGUAAACUUUGCAGGCCCAUGCCACAUAUGGCUGAAUUUUCUCGGAAUGGUAUUUCUAGCGCUAUUCGGGAGAGCUAUAGAUAUUGUGGGAUAUGUAGGUGGUCUACUCGUGCGGGUGCGUUACGACCAAUUACGUUGCCGGCUUUGGUGACGUGGCCAAUAAGUCUCUCUCCAAUCCUGUAUUUAUACUCACCUCUGUGCCGUAGCAAUCACCAAGAGGAGGGCUCUCCUCAACGCCUUACUGGAGUAGUCUCCCACAGCAUCGUCAACUCUCGUGGUCAGGGGCGGGUUAAGUAUGGUUUUCAGAGUGGCUGCCAUCACUAGAAUGCUGACAACGCUUGUCCAGGCUUUCAACUUCAACCCCACUGGCAUCCACUCUACAAGCGUUCCCUCCGGUGACCGCGCACCCACGGUGCUGCAGGAUUUUCGCUGCAAUUACUCAGAUGCAGUCAUGCUGCCGCCGUGCCGGAUCUAUUGUUUCGUGCCAAUGUGCUUUCACUCGUGAUCCGCUGAGAUUGGAGGCUUUGGGAGUUGGAGGGGAGGAAAGCAGUCUGUAAGAGACAAAUGGGAGUACAUUAUGAGCUGAAUCGGGCCAACUAAGGUCUCCGAGACAACCAUAGGGUGGUGGUUGGAACAGCUGUGGCUCCUAUUGUAGCU